ACUAUUGUCAACUGCAGUUCAGAGGGGCAGAAAAAUCAGAGGUGGAGAAGGAAACGAGCAGUGAGCUCACAAAAAGGCAGUGCUGAUAAAAGUUUGUGCUAUUCCUGCAUCUGGACAUUUGGAGAAACAGAAGCUAUGAAGCAGCAGGCCAUAGUUUGCCUCUUGAUGUGGCUCACUUUUGAGCCUGCUUCAUGCAUGCAUAUCCGGACUCCUCAAGGCUCCAUGGUGGAACUGCCCUGUUACUCAUCAGAAAGUGACAUACCUGGAGCAAAAAUUACCUGGACAUUUAAUGGACAAAACAUUAGUGACACUGCCCUGUCACCUGGCUCAGCAAAACAUGUGAAGAAUGGUUUUUACAUCUCUAUAUCUGCUGUAUCUACUGCCAGCGAGGGCGAGUAUGUGUGUGUGGCAGUGUGGGAACAAGGAGAGGUGACGACUACGUACAGCCUCACAGUUGAGUCUUUUCACACCACUGUUAAGGUGACUGAGGCCUUGAAUGCGUACCUCCCAUGUUACUUACCAUCUUCCAGCGAAAAUGGUAACAUCUCUAAUGCACAGUGGUUCAAAGAAAGCGGUGUGGGUAAAAAAACGAGACUAAACACAGAGGAGGACGACUCCAGAGAUGCAAAAAUUGAACUGCUUUUACCAAAUGAACAAGAUCAGACCAUCAUGAUCAAAAAAAUUGACAUGGGGGAUGCUGGGGUUUACAUCUGUGAAUCUGCUGAAGGGGAAAGGCUAAACUCGUUACGACUUGAAGUUGAAGCUCUUCCCAAAUAUUCGUGCAAAGACCUAAUCGAAGAGCUGGAGCCCUGCCAGGAGGAAAACAGCCGAACAGCUGAACCCAUACUGCGAGAAUCUCUGACAGAAUUUUCAAUGAAGCUCUAUUCCUACCUGAAACAAGAUGAGUCUUUGAGCAACAUACUCUUCUCUCCAGUCAGCAUCAGCGCCAUACUCUCUCACCUGUUGUUAGGUGCAAGUGGCAACACCCGCAUAGCUCUGGAGAGAGCUAUCUGUGUGCCUCACAACUUCAACUGCAUUCAUUUCCAAAUGAAGAAGCAGAAAGAGAGGAUGGGGCAGUCCUUGCAGAUGGCUUCCCAGAUUUACUAUAACUCAAAAAUGAAUCUGAGUGAGUCCUUUCGUAGACAGUCUGUUGAGCACUACGGGGCAGAACCUACAAAACUGCUGGCAUCCAGUGAGGAAAACAUGAGAAUGAUUAACGGCUGGGUGGCAAACAAGACCAACAACAAGAUUACAAGUAUAAUUGAUGAUUUAUCACCUAACACUCAGCUGAUCCUCCUCAACGCCGUGUCGUUCAGUGGUCAGUGGAAGUUUAAAUUUAGUGAGAAGCCAAAGAAAGGAUUUUUUGUGAAAUUCGGUGGGGAUAUGAUAAGGGUGCCACUCAUCCAUCAUUCGAAAUACAUGGUAUCUAUGACGUAUGUUUCUGAACUACAGGCACAGGUUGUGAGGUUUGCUCUCACAGGUGACAACAGUCUCUACAUCCUCCUGCCAUAUGCCAACAAACUGUCUGACCUGCAGCAGACGGAGGACAAGAUGACGGACGCAAAUGUGCGUCGAAUGAUAGGUCUAGUAAACGCAGUCUCUCCCCAGAACAUGGAAGUCACUCUACCCCAAGUCAAGCUGGAUGUGGAGCCAAACAUGAAAAUGCUCAUGAAGAAAUUAGGCUUGUCAACACUUUUUGAGAAGUCCAGCCUGUGUGGCCUAUCCUCAAACGACAGUCUGGUUUUGGAUGAUGCCAAGCACAAAGCCUUCCUCGCCCUGACUGAACAAGGAGUUGAGGCUGGCGCUGUCACCAGCUUGUCGUUCUCUCGCUCCUUCCCUACCUUCAGUGCUCUCCGGCCAUUCAUCUUGCUGCUGUGGAGUGACCAGGCCGAUGUGCCACUCUUUAUUGGCCGAGUGUUGGAACCAUAAGAAGCAAAAAUGGAGAGAGGCAAAGGAGCAGAAAACAAAUGAUUAAUGGAGUCUGCUCAUCAAAGAGUAAACCAUGCAAGAUAGCAUCAGUAUAUUUCUGAAACCUGAUGCAGUAAGCAGUACCUUUUAAGAAGUACAGUUAAUGUUUAUGUGGUACACUUAUGACAAAUAAAUGAAAAAUACACAUAA
Xiphophorus hellerii (green swordtail) is the source of this 2118-nucleotide messenger RNA. It is a transcript of the gene serping1, whose product is annotated as serpin peptidase inhibitor, clade G (C1 inhibitor), member 1. Gene Ontology annotation, biological process: negative regulation of endopeptidase activity. The coding region runs from base 136 to 1929 and encodes 597 amino acids. The transcript has 11 exons. Gene Ontology annotation, molecular function: serine-type endopeptidase inhibitor activity. NCBI's taxonomy places the organism in Eukaryota, Metazoa, Chordata, Actinopteri, Cyprinodontiformes, Poeciliidae. The record is from RefSeq and is a predicted model, not a curated record.